Molecule: messenger RNA, 4104 nt
Organism: Musca domestica (house fly)
Lineage: Eukaryota; Metazoa; Arthropoda; Insecta; Diptera; Muscidae
Product: coatomer subunit alpha-like
Biological process (GO): endoplasmic reticulum to Golgi vesicle-mediated transport; retrograde vesicle-mediated transport, Golgi to endoplasmic reticulum; intracellular protein transport
Cellular component (GO): COPI vesicle coat
Molecular function (GO): protein binding; structural molecule activity
Source: RefSeq, a predicted model, not a curated record
GGCAACGCUAACAUUAUCAAAAAGUACAUGACGUGUAAAGAAUUUGUGUGGCCGAUUAAUUUAAUGUGAAAAGAGAAUUGACUAAAAAAUAUAAGAAAAUAAAUGUUUUAAUUUCAAUUGUGGACUUUAUUAACUCUCAACCGCAUAUCUACAUUAAGAACAAAAGAAAGAUUUCCACAAACACACACAAAAAUGUUGACAAACUUCGAAUCGAAAUCGGCACGAGUCAAAGGCUUGUCUUUCCAUCCCAAAAGGCCAUGGAUCUUGGCAAGUUUGCAUAGUGGUGUAAUCCAGUUGUGGGAUUAUCGUAUGCACACCUUGUUGGAAAAGUUCGAUGAGCACGAUGGCCCAGUGCGUAGUGUGGCUUUUCACCAACAAAUGCCACUGUUCGUUUCCGGUGGCGAUGAUUACAAGAUUAAAGUAUGGAAUUACAAGCAGCGACGUUGCAUUUUUACGCUAUUGGCUCAUUUGGAUUAUGUACGAACAGUGGCAUUCCAUCAUGAAUAUCCCUGGAUUUUGAGUGCAUCCGAUGAUCAAACUAUUCGCAUUUGGAAUUGGCAAUCGCGUAAUUGUAUUUGUGUAUUGACCGGACACAAUCAUUAUGUGAUGUGUGCCCAGUUCCACCCAACAGAAGAUCAAAUUGUUUCGGCUUCUUUGGAUCAGACCGUGCGUGUCUGGGAUAUUUCGGGUUUGAGGAAGAAGAAUGUGGCUCCAGGACCGGGAGGAUUGGAUGAACACCUAAAGGGUCAUCCAGGAGCAACAGAUCUUUUUGGCCAAGCCGAUGCUGUGGUUAAACAUGUUCUGGAGGGUCAUGAUCGUGGUGUAAAUUGGGCUAGUUUCCAUCCCACAUUGCCACUUAUAGUAUCCGGUGCCGAUGAUCGCUUGGUGAAGUUGUGGCGCAUGAAUGAAUACAAAGCUUGGGAAGUGGACACAUGCCGUGGCCAUUACAACAAUGUGUCAUGUGUCCUGUUCCAUCCACGUCAAGACCUCAUCAUUUCGAAUGGUGAAGAUCGCAGCAUUCGUGUUUGGGAUAUGACCAAACGCCAGUGUUUGUAUACAUUUAGAAGAGAUGGAGAACGUUUCUGGAUUCUUACUGCCCAUCCCACACUCAAUCUUUUUGCCGCCGGCCACGAUGGAGGCAUGGUUGUUUUCAAAUUGGAACGUGAGCGCCCCGCUUAUGCUGUACAUGGCAAUAUCUUGUACUACGUGAAGGAUCGUUUCUUGCGCAAACUUGAUUUUACCACUACCAAGGACACAGUGGUUAUGCAAUUGCGAGGUGGUGGCAAAUCACCGGUUCAUAGCAUGUCCUACAAUCCAGCAUUGAAUGCAGUUCUUUUGUGUACACGUACCAACAAUUUGGAGAACAGCACAUAUGAUCUGUGUCAAAUCCCCAAGGAUGCAGAAUCUCAAAGUGAAAAUGAUAGCAAACGUUCAUCGGGCAUAACAGAUUGGGUAGCCCGUAACAGAUUUGCUGUACUCGAUCGCAAUCAGCAGCUUGUCAUCAAGAACUUCAAGAAUGAAGUUACCAAAAAGAUCCCCACAUUCUGCGAAGAGAUAUUCUAUGCCGGUACUGGUAUGCUGCUUAUUCGUGAUCCUGAAUAUGUUACCUUGUACGAAGUGCAACGUCUCGUGUCUGUGGGUUGCAUUAAGCUACCCAAGUGUCGUUAUGUAGUCUGGUCUCCGGACAUGUCUUUGGUGGCUUUGUUGUGCAAGCAUUCAGUCACCAUUUGCGAUAGACGUUUACAGUACCUCUGUACCAUACAAGAAAAUUGCCGUGUUAAAUCGGGAGCCUGGGAUGAUUCAGGUGUCUUCAUUUAUACCACCAGUAACCAUAUCAAGUAUGCCAUUACAAAUGGAGAUCACGGUAUUAUUAGAACAUUAGAUUUGCCCAUUUACUUGACACGUGUCAAGGGUAACCAGGUCUUCUGUUUGGAUCGUGAAUGCCGGACUCGCGUACUUCAUAUAGAUCCUACCGAAUACAAAUUCAAAUUGGCUCUUAUCAAUCGUAAAUACGACGAAGUUUUGCAUAUGGUACGCAAUGCCCGUUUGGUAGGUCAAAGUAUUAUUGCCUAUUUGCAGCAGAAGGGUUAUCCAGAAGUUGCAUUGCAUUUUGUCAAGGAUGAAAAGACAAGAUUUGGCUUGGCCUUGGAAUGUGGCAAUAUUGAAAUUGCUUUGGAGGCUGCCAAGGCUCUGGAUGAUAAGGAUUGUUGGGAGCGUCUGGGUCAAGCCGCCCUCUUGCAAGGUAACCAUCAAAUUGUGGAAAUGUGCUAUCAACGUACCAAGAAUUUCGACAAGCUUAGUUUCCUUUAUUUGAUUACCGGCAACUUGGAGAAGCUUAAGAAAAUGAAUAAAAUUGCUGAAAUUCGCAAAGAUGUUUCGGCCCAAUACCAGGGAGCUUUGGUGUUGGGUGAUGUCAAGGAACGUGUGAACAUCCUGAAGAAUUGUGGCCAAAUGUCCUUGGCGUAUUUGACUGCAGCCACCCACGGUUUUGAUGAACAAGCCAACAAUUUGGCUGAAGCCAUUGCCCAGGAGGGAAAUCCUUUGCCUGAAGUGAAUCCAAAUGCUACUCUGCUAAGACCACCUGUACCAAUUCAACAAGUGGAAACCAAUUGGCCAUUGUUAAGUGUUUCGAAGGGCUUCUUUGAGGGCGCCAUGUUGACACGUGCGAAUACAAGUGCUACAGCUAGACGCUUGAACGUAAAUGCUGAUGCUGCCCUUGAUGUGGGUGCCGGCGAUGGCUGGGGAGCUGAUGCUGAUUUGGGUCUUGAUGAAGAUGGCGAUGAUGAAAUGCAUGAUGCCAUUGGCGAUGAGGGUCUGGAGGGCGUUGCUGAUGAAGGAGCCGGCUGGGAUGUUGGCGAUGAUGAUUUGGUGGUUCCCGAAGAGCUUGCAUCGAAAAUCAAGGCAUCUGCAUUGGAUAGCGGCUACUAUGCUGCUCCCAAUAGGGGUCUAUCUGCACCGCAGCACUGGGCCAAUAAUUCACCCUUGGUUCUGGAUCACAUUAAGUCCGGCUCUUUUGAAUCUGCUUUCCGUUUGUUAAACGAACAAUUGGGUAUUGUCAAUUUCCAACCAUUUAAGGCAUUGUUUAUGCAGAAUUAUGCCUGUGCCUCAACGAGCUUUACUAGCAUGCCUAAUUUGGCAUCACUGUGUGCUUACCCACUACGCAAUACCAAUGAAAACAAUGUGAAACAACAACGUCCCGCAUUGGGUAUUAAAUUAAACGAUUUGGUGCAACGAUUACAGGCUGGCUAUCAAUUGACAACGGGUGGCAAAUUCUCUGAAGCUGUGGAGAAAUUCCAUUCAAUUUUAAUAAGCAUUCCCCUAUUGGUAGUCGAUACCAAACAAGAUAUAGCUGAAGCCCAACAACUGUUGAAAAUCUGCACGGAAUACAUUCUCGGCCUGAAGAUGGAAACUGCCCGCAAAGGCUUGCCCAAGUCUACAUUGGAAGAACAAAAACGUCUGUGUGAAAUGGCUGCAUACUUUACUCACUGCAAAUUGCAGCCUGUACAUCAAAUUCUUACCCUACGUACAGCUCUUAACAUGUUCUUCAAAUUGAAGAACUACAAAACAGCAGCAUCAUUUGCACGCCGUCUAUUGGAAUUGGGUCCACGUCCUGAGGUGGCACAACAGGUGCGCAAAAUUCUACAAGCCUGUGAAGUUAAUCCCGUCGAUGAACAUCAACUGCAAUACGAAGAAUUUAAUCCAUUUAAUAUUUGUGGCAUUAGCUAUAAGCCAUUGUACCGUGGUAAACCCGAUACAAGCUGUCCCUUCUGCGGUGCCUACUAUGAUCCACAAUACAAGGGCAAGCUGUGUGCCGUGUGUGAAGUGAGUGAGAUUGGCAAGGACUCGAUUGGUUUGCGGAUAUCAAAUUUGCAAUUCCGAUAAAUGAUGUUAAAAGCCUACCAACCGAAGAUAAUAGUAUUUAAUAUUUCCAUUUAUUUUCUUUGCCUAAUAAGCCUAUAAAAUCUAUAAUUAUUUGUAAAAUUCGCCCCGAAAAAUAUAAUUUUAUAUUGAUAAAAUUGUUUCAAUCUCCGAACGACAUUCUAUUUCAAUUUUUUAUUGCCGAGUGUUACGAAAACAAAACCUAUAAGGUUCAGAACACAGAAU